AUGUGGAAACCAUCUGGAAAGGUAAGAGACUUUUUGUAUCGAAGUACAUUUGCUCUCUUUACAUUAUUAUUGAUCUUAUUUUCGGCUGUUUUACCAAUUGACACGAUUGCCCAAGCUGCUGAAUCUGAAAAUAAUGCAUUCAAUACAUUUAUUGUAGUCGGAGCACUAGUCGUGUUUGUUGUAGUGUGCGUUACAUUACUUGUAGGCAGAUUAUUAUAUUAUAGAAGUUGUUUAAUAGAUAUACCGAGAAGGUAUUUACCGAUAACACCAGCUGAUUUACCUCAUGAAGAGAGUCGACAAUUCAUUAUGAACUCAAUGGAAAGAUCCAAGGAAUUAAGUGUUUUAUUUAAUACUCCGCAAGAACCCGUAAUACACGCAGGGUUAGAACCACCUAGACGAUGCGAUAUUCCAAACUAUGAUAAAAUAUUUCCAGAAUACCUGGAUUAUAAAGCUGCAAUGAAAUCCAUUAGAAGUAAAUUUAAGUAUACGGGUGUAUUUCUACCUGUAUCAGAAACUAGGGCAGAUAUUAAUGAAACUAUUUCAGACUUGAUGAGUUCCAAUUAUAUCAAGAAUGGUUGCCCCAAUAAUGAUGAAACAGUAAAGACAAAAAGGUUUAUUCAACUAUAUGAAUAUUGUACAUUUUCCGGGGAAGACGUUACAAGAGAACAGUUUUUGGAAUUUGUUGAACUAUAUAUAUACUUUGCGGACACUACGAGUCCAAUACGUUCUAAUGGAAACAUAUGUAAUUCAAAUGAAAGUCUACAGUUGAAGGAUUCGGAAUCUGUUGUCCAUGCAAAAGCUCUCGACGACGGCCCUACACGUAUCGCUAACCACAACAAUGAAAGGUUCCUUGAAAAUUAUGAUAUUUAUAAUAACAGUAAUCAAAAUAUCAGAUAUGAUGUGAUGGAUGAGCCAGAUAGUGUUUACGAGAUGUCAGGAAAGAUGAAUAAUGAUAAUGAUGGUAAUUAUGUGCCCUAUUUCCCAGAAUCGAAUAAUUUAAACCUACAAACACUUGAGGGUGUCCCAUCAAUUACCUCUACCCAUAGAAGGGUCCAAACUAAGAAUCAAGAUAACAUCAGUGAAUAUUCUGUUACUGAACCCAAAAAAUGA
This is a messenger RNA of Maudiozyma barnettii, 1110 nucleotides long. It is a transcript of the gene DLT1, whose product is annotated as Dlt1p. The record is from RefSeq and is a predicted model, not a curated record. NCBI's taxonomy places the organism in Eukaryota, Fungi, Ascomycota, Saccharomycetes, Saccharomycetales, Saccharomycetaceae. The transcript has a single exon. The coding region runs from base 1 to 1110 and encodes 369 amino acids.